Molecule: messenger RNA, 3758 nt
Organism: Paralichthys olivaceus (Japanese flounder)
Lineage: Eukaryota; Metazoa; Chordata; Actinopteri; Pleuronectiformes; Paralichthyidae
Gene: sppl3
Product: signal peptide peptidase 3
Biological process (GO): membrane protein proteolysis
Cellular component (GO): Golgi-associated vesicle membrane; lumenal side of endoplasmic reticulum membrane; cytoplasmic side of endoplasmic reticulum membrane
Molecular function (GO): aspartic endopeptidase activity, intramembrane cleaving
Source: RefSeq, a predicted model, not a curated record
UGUGAUUGGCUGCGAUGCAAUAACGAGCUGAGGGUAAAAUCAUCGCAGGCCGUGCACGCAAACAUUUCAGUGCACGCAAACAUUUCCGUGCACGUCCUACUUGAAAACCUCUACAGCAGGGCGAUUUUGCGCGCUCCCGUGACUCUCGCCAUAGAAAACAAAGCUGAGCGUCUUCCAUAACAGCGAGGGCUGCAGACCGGAGGAAUAUCCGAAUUCACCCUGGACACAUCGCGCUGAAUAUGGAUCCACAGCGGCUGUAGCAUCGUUAGAGACCGAGCCUUCCCGGCUGAGGUGACGGCGAGACAUCCGCGAAAACCGACGAACAUAACACCAGCGUGUCUUUCUUUUUUUCUCGGGGUGCUUUGUCUUGUCCACCUAACGAUAGCGAACCAUCAUCCCCCGUUUCACUCGCAAGAUAUUCAGCUAGUGAUCACUAGCUGCCGCCGGGAUGUGUCAUCAUGUUGUCACCUAAAAGUAACCGCUAAGGACGUCGGAUUGUGGAGGAGAAGCAGAAAAGGCUCGCCGAGGUCCCAGCGGGUUGUCACCGGGACCUGAAUCUGCGUUAGCCACAGUCGCAGAACCCACUGUUUUCGGCGAUAUGGCGGAGCAGGGCUACUCAUCCUGGGCGUACUCCCUAGUUGACUCCAGCCAGGUGUCCACCUUCCUCAUCUCCAUCCUUCUUAUCGUCUAUGGCAGCUUUAGGUCAUUAAACAUGGAUUGUGAGAACCAGGAGAAGGAUAAAGAUGGUAACCCUACGACAACGGGGGCUUUCAAUAACAGCAACACAAACAACAGUGAGUGUAUUCAGACUAUAGACUCCACACAGGCCCUGUUUCUGCCCAUUGGAGCCUCUGUGUCUCUGCUAGUUAUGUUCUUCUUCUUUGACUCAGUACAGGUGGUCUUCACUAUCUGCACUGCAGUUCUUGCAACAAUUGCAUUUGCAUUCCUGUUGUUGCCAAUGUGCCAGUAUCUGACCAGACCCUGCUCCCCGCAGAACAAGAUUUCGUUCGGCUGCUGUGGGCGUUUCACUCUGGCCGAGCUCCUGUCCUUUUCCCUCUCUGUUUUGUUGGUGCUCAUCUGGGUGCUGACAGGACACUGGCUUCUUAUGGAUGCUUUAGCCAUGGGCUUGUGUGUCGCCAUGAUCGCCUUCGUGCGACUACCCAGUCUGAAGGUGUCUUGCCUGCUGCUGUCAGGAUUGCUCAUUUAUGAUGUGUUCUGGGUGUUUUUCUCAGCCUACAUCUUUAAUAGUAAUGUUAUGGUCAAAGUUGCCACCCAACCUGCUGAAAACCCCAUAGAUGUUCUGUCCAGGAAGCUCCACUUGGGGCCAGGGAUGGGCCGGGAUGUCCCCCGCCUCUCACUACCUGGCAAACUUGUCUUUCCCAGUUCCACCGGAAGUCACUUCUCAAUGCUGGGAAUAGGAGACAUCGUGAUGCCGGGGCUGCUGUUAUGUUUCGUCCUGCGGUAUGACAACUACAAGAAGCAAGCGUCAGGGGAAGUCCCGGGGCCUGGUAACGUGUCCGGACGCAUGCAGCGCGUCUCCUAUUUCCACUGCACUCUCAUCGGAUACUUUGUGGGUCUGCUGACUGCCACUGUGGCCUCCAGGAUCCAUCGUGCUGCUCAGCCCGCUCUGCUUUACCUGGUGCCCUUCACCCUGCUGCCUCUGCUCACUAUGGCCUACCUGAAGGGGGAUUUGCGGCGCAUGUGGUCCGAGCCCUUCCAUACCAAGAACAGCGGCUCCCGCUUCCUGGAGGUAUGAUGCACCCUGGGAUGAACCACCAGCGCGGGGAGGACUGCGGAUCCUUUCCCUCCAUUAGAGGGAAGGAGAGAGGGUACACUCACAGUGAGGCCAUGUUGUCAUCACUUGUUCAUGCUUUCCGCCAAUCUUCUGUGAAAACCCUCAGAAGGACACCAGUGUGUGGAUCACAACGCCCCAACACAACUCAUCUCUGGUCCCCACAUCCUCCCCGUUUCAUGUCCGCUUCCUCUUUUCUGUUUAUUUCCUCUUCAUUAUAGCACAUCCUGCCUGUGCUGUUUUUGUUCUGCCCCCUUCCCUUUUUCCUCUUCUACAGUCGGUCUCAUUUUCCACCUCCUUCCCAUGGCCCGCUCCAUUCAACAGGCCUCGUCUCUCCUUCUUCCCCUGCAUCUUAAAUUUCCUCUGCGUCUGUUCUUCGCCGACUCAGAUGAACUCGAGGGCCAGACCUCUCCCCCCUUUUUGUGGACUUACAGAUGUGAGACAUGGCUGGGGUUUAUAUAUAUUUUUUUAGCAUUGUCGUGGUCAUUAUUAUUAUUAAUAUUAUUAUUCUGGAACGAUUUAAACAACCAGGGAAGAGGCAGAGUGUUGCAGUGGCACAGGACAGUGCUCGGGAGCAGCCACAGUGAAGGAGAAGAGUCUUCCCCCUCCAUCCUUCUCCCCCGUUUCCCCCCUGCUUCUCUUCGUCUGUUCUCGUCGUCACUCGUCAACGAUGGCUUCUCCCCGGCACUACCGCCCUCGUCAGACACUGCAAACCCCACCCUCCUCCUCUCUGUUCAUCUGCUGUCCCCAUUCCCCCCCCCCACCAGAUAACUAUGUAUUUUAUUUAGUAAAGUUUUAUUCUUGGCAUAUACAGAAAUUAUGCAUUAUAAAUUCUUAAGCUGCCCCACAGUGUUUGAGGGGCUGCUUCUAUUUGUAUAUAUGUGUACACAUGUAUUUGCAGUAUCAUGAGUUUGUAUUUGUGAUCGGGAGCAUGUUGUGUGGAGUGGGAAACUGACGCCAGCCGACAGCCCGGUUUUGGUAAAAUCUCGGCUGCUGUGUCGAGUCGACCUGCGAGCCUCCGUCAUUCGGAGACUGUUUUCUAAAGUUUGUUGGCUUGUGCGAUUGAAACGUAGCUGAUGGAUUUUUGAAAGAAAAACACACAGAAGAACUUGAUGAGUGGCUGGUUGAUGAAAAGGUUUCCUGCUCUAGUGUUAAAGUGUGCGUGUGUGUGUGAGCGUGUCUGAGUGAGCGAAACAGAUGAGUGUUUGUUUUACUUGGUUUUAAUUUGAAAUCACAAACUUGUUUGAAAACGGUGGCAAUAGUCAGGUUUCCAGUGAGCUGGGCGUGUUGGAUCAAACUCAAACACAGGACAUGUCUGAUGGAAACAGUUUGUUUCAUCUUGUAAAGAUUUACUGAAAACUUCUUCUCAACAGGGGUCAUUUUUAUUUUUUAUCAGUCUUUUUGCAGACAGGUGAAAAUGUAAACUGUUUUUUUUUUUUCAAAUAAAUGAAUGUUGAAUUAAUUUUUAAGUAUGUUUUCAUCGUGAAACCUCACCAUGCAUCAUGCUGGGUUUUUUGUACUGAACUUCUUUUGUGCACAUCCUAAAUUUUACACAUUUAUGGUCAUGGAAACACUAAGCGUAUCUUAUGUCGGCUUAUACGAGUCUAUAAACGUCUGAGCAUGAUUCUAUCUGAUCAAUUUUUUAAAUAUGUUUUGACAAACGAGAAGCACAUCGUAUCUGAACUCUGAAAAUGUCAGUGUUUCACCUCAGUCGAUGAAGACCUGACUAUUGUGAAAGUUCUGACUCGGAGCCUGGAGAUGAGGGUCAGUGGCUUAUGAAGACGUACUGUGAUUCUUACGUAGUCACAGAUACAUGUUUUUCUGGGUUGGACAGUUAAAUAUGUGUGUGUGUGUGUGAGUGAGAGAGCGUGCCUGAUAUCAUUAGGUCUGUUUGGACCUAUAGGGAAGAGGGAAAAUCAGUGGUGCCCUUCAGAAAUCGAAAAUAAAAAUUAGAAAUAAAAUCUAA